Messenger RNA from Spinacia oleracea (spinach), 2271 nucleotides. RefSeq lists its product as uncharacterized. The record is from RefSeq and is a predicted model, not a curated record. Bases 1 to 2271 code for a protein of 756 amino acids. Lineage: Eukaryota; Viridiplantae; Streptophyta; Magnoliopsida; Caryophyllales; Amaranthaceae. The transcript is spliced from 4 exons.
AUGAAAAGAAGAGAGCGUAGUUGGAUGUAUGAUAGAAUCGACGGGCGCAAUCUUAAGCCCGACUUUCUCAAGGGGGUUGGAGAGUUCAUUGAGUUUUGCAAAGAGCAUCCAACAUGCAAUUAUGGUGACAAAAUAAGAUGCCCAUGCCCCUUGUGUGAUAACAGACGUUUCCAUGAUACUGGAACAGUUAGAGUACAUUUUUAUAAGAAGGGGUUUGUUCGUAAUUACAAUCAAUGGAUAUGUCAAGGGGAAAGCUUAGUAGAGUCCUCGCGUGUUCAGCCAAAUCAAUAUCGGGAUAUGGUUAUUGAUGCUCUUGGAAAUAAUCAAGAGCAUUUGUUGAAUGAAGAGGGUAAUUCAGUUGAAGAAGAACCAAAUGUUGAAGCUAAGAAGUUUAUAGACCUUCUAAAGGCAGCUGGAGAUCCAUUAUAUGAAGGGAGCAAACUCUCUGUGUUGGAGAUGGCAUCAAGAAUUGCAAAACUUUCAAUAGCACAAAGAAGGUUCUUGAGGGAUUGGAACUUCCUCAUGAGAGGAUCCACACAUGCCCUAAAAGGUUGUUUUCUCUUCUGGAAAGGCGAUGCACAGUUAGAUAAAUGUAGAGUAUACGGAAGUGAUCGGUAUAAGAAGAAUGCAAAGGGCAAGCUUAUUCCAGAAAAAGUUCUAAUCUAUUUUCCAAUCACACCGAGGUUGCAAAGGUUGUAUGCUACCAAGAACAUUUCGGAGGAUAUGACUUGGCAUGCCAAGAAUCCCCGAGUUCAAAACACCUUUGCACAUCCUAGUGAUAGUGAAGCGUGGAAGCACUUGGAUACAACCUUUCCUAAUUUCGCAUCAGAGCCACGAAAUGUCAGUCUUGGUUUGUGCACGGAUGGAUUUGCCCCCCAUGGUAAAUUUGGAUCCCAAUAUUCGUGUUGGCCAGUUAUUCUUACACCAUACAACUUGCCUCCAUCGAUGUGUAUGAAAAGACCAUUCAUGUUCCUUUCUUUGCUCGUUCCCGGUCCUAAAAAUCCUAAAGGAAACUUGGAUGUGUACAUGCAACCCCUCAUUGAAGAGUUGAAACAGUUAUGGGAGGUUGGGGCUAUGACUUAUGACAUCUCAAGCAAGCAAAAUUUCAACCUCCGCGCAGCCCUUUUGUGGACUAUUAGUGAUUUCCCUGCAUAUGGAAUGCUAUCUGGAUGGUCCACUGCUGGAAAGAAGGCUUGCCCUUAUUGUAUGGAUAAAAUAAAGGCAUUUUGGCUUGAACAUGGAGGUAAAGUUUCAUGGUUUGAUUGCCAUCGACAAUUCCUUCCACAUGAUCACCCUUUUCAAAAGAAUAAAACAGCUUUCUGCAAAAACAAAGUUGAAAAUGGCAUGGGUCCGCAUAUAAUGUGUGGAGAAGAAUUGUGGCAAUGUGUGAAGGACUUGCCUAAAGCAACUGAUGGUCCUGAAGAUCUUAAGAAGUUGAAGAGUGCCAAAAAGGGUUGGUUCAAACAAAGUAUUCUAUGGGAACUCCCAUAUUGGAAGGAUUCGCUUAUUCGUCACAACUUGGAUGUCAUGCACAUUGAAAAGAACUUUUUUGACCAACUCAUAAACACUGUGAUGGAUGUGAAAGGCAGCACCUCGGACACCACUAUUGCAAGGAAAGAUAUGGCUAAGUAUUGUAAACGUCGGCAGUUAGAGCUUGAAAAUGGAAAUCAAACCAUGCCCAAAGCACCUUUUGCACUUGACAAGGCUCAAAAUAAGGUGUUAUGUGAAUGGGUCCGAGACUUGAAAUUCCCGGAUGCUUAUGCUUCAAACUUGAGCAGGUGUGUUAAUCUUCAAUCAUGCAAGCUGUAUGGAAUGAAGAGCCACGAUUGUCAUCUCUUCAUGGAGAGGUUACUUCCGUUUGCUUUGAAGGAGUUGUUAGUUCAUCUUCCACAUGAGGCAAAGGUUGGUGGUCCCGUCCAGUACAGGUGGAUGUACCCAUUUGAAAGGUUUCUUAACCAUUUGAAGCGUAAGGUUGGAAAUAAGGCACGUGUAGAAGGCUCCAUAUGCAAUGCUUACCUAAUGGAGGAGAUUUCGAACUUUUGUUCCCACUAUUUUCAACCUGAGGUUGACACCAAAGCAAGGGAUCUAGGAAUAAACGUCCAUUCGGUUGUUGAGAACCAACAUGACGUUAAUAUCCCCGAGAUGUUCAGGGUUGAUUGUGGUCGUGCACCUACUAAUGGUCGUUUGCGCUUUUUGCAAGACAUAAAGUAUGAUCGAGCACAUCUUUAUGUGCUUGCAAACAGUGGUAUCUUAGGUGAAUAUGAAAGGUAA